AUGUCCGAUUCCCCUGCUCGAGCCCCGCAGUCUCCGCCACCCGCAGCCCGUGGGAAGCAAGCGACUGAGGAGAGCGAGGGGGGACCGGACUCCAGCUGGCCCGGCGACGAGUCCUCCGGCGACGAGGCUGGCCGCGUGGCCAGGGCCCAAACGGUCCUCCCUGAGGCGGAGGUGGAGGACGAGGACGACGCGCCCCUGGUGCGGCGACCAAGGGUGCCGACGGCAGCGACCACCUCUGCAUCGGCCGCAAGCGCCGUGGAGGCUUCCCCGGCAACCGGGGCUGCGGCAACUCCACGAGGGUCCGCAGCCCCACCCAAGCGGGGAAUCUUCAGGGGCUACUCGCUCAGGCUCAACCCCUCAAAGGACAACGCUUCGGUCGGAGCCGGCAAGAGGGGGAGAACCGACACCACACCCGCCGCGCCUAGCAAGAAGCCGCGCACGCGGGCCAGUGUCAGUGCCAGCCAGGCCAGCACGCAGGCUAGCAGCGCCGCCUUUACGCCUGCCGCCGACCCGGUCCCAGAGGAGGAGGAGCCCGCGGCAGGAGAAACCCGGCCUGCAACGGACAGCCCGGCAGCAGAAGCCGGGACGGAGGGGGACAAAUCUCCCCCCACAAGCACGGCGGCCCCGCAAGGUCCCGAUGCGCCCACCACGGGGGCGGACGACACCGUGAUCGACCUCACCUCUGAAGUCGAGGACGCAGAGCUGAGGGACGAGCCGGAGGUGGCCCCCGCGCCGAUCCCCGCCGCCCCAGACACAACGGUGGUGGCACCCACCGCCGCUACCGGAGUAGGGCUCGAUGGCGCGUCCCCGGUCCUGCAGGUGAGGGAGCACCACGAGCUUGCGAAGGGUCAGCUGGGCGAAGUGCGGCAGGAAGUCGAGAGGGAGCGGCAGGAGCUCUCCCAGCUAAGGGAGGAGACCCGCCUGGCUUGGCAGGCCAGGGAUGAGGCCGCAACACCGGUCAUCUCCGAGGCGGAGCUCCACUGGCAACUGGAGGCCCAGCGCACCGAGCUCCAGCAGGUACUGGACUCGUUGGCCGCGGCGCAGGAGAGGGCCAACAAGGAGCAUGAGGAGGUGCUCGCGACAGCCCAAACUCGCCUCAACGAGAAGAGCGAGCUUGUCAGCAGCUACUCCUCCUAG
This is a messenger RNA of Brachypodium distachyon (stiff brome), 1137 nucleotides long. Its product is annotated as cell wall adhesin EAP1-like. The record is from RefSeq and is a predicted model, not a curated record. NCBI's taxonomy places the organism in Eukaryota, Viridiplantae, Streptophyta, Magnoliopsida, Poales, Poaceae. The transcript has 5 exons. The coding region runs from base 1 to 1137 and encodes 378 amino acids.